AUGUAAGAUUUGGUAAGUACUUCUCUCAUCAUAAAUGCUUAGAUGAAAAGCUAAAAUCAAACAAAGAAAGAAAGAAAGAGAUCCACCUCGAACCCCUCUCCAUCUCCUUCCUCAAUCAUCAGAUAUAUAAUGAGAGAAGACGAUUCCGACUGGUUCUCAAGAUGGGAACAAGACCUCCCCUCUCCAGACGAGCUCAUCCCUUUAUCUCAAUCCCUCAUCUCUCCCGAUCUCGCUCUCGCCUUCGACAUCCGUACCCCCUCCCAACCUCCCCACCACCACCACCACCAAUCAUCCACGCCCCUCACUCCCUCUCAAGCCAACUCCUCCGCCGAGUUCGCGGCGGACUCGUCGGAUCUAGCCGCCGGAGACGAGCCGGCGCGGACCCUGAAGAGGCCUCGCCUCGUGUGGACGCCGCAGCUGCACAAACGCUUCGUGGACGCGGUGGCCCACCUCGGGAUCAAGAACGCGGUCCCCAAGACGAUUAUGCAGCUCAUGAGCGUCGACGGGCUGACCAGAGAGAACGUCGCGAGCCACCUGCAGAAGUACCGGCUCUACCUCAAGAGGAUGCAGGGGCUGUCUUCCGGCGGAUCGGAUCCGGCGGCCGACCGUCUCUUCGCCAGCUCUCCGGUUCCCGCUCAUUUCCUUCACCCGAACCGCUCUGACCAUUUCAUGCCGUCUUUCGUCCCGAUCGCGACGCUUCAGCAGCAGCAGCAAAUGGUCGCUGCUGCGGCUGCGGCGGCCGCUAAUCCUCCUCAUCUGCAGCCGCCUCAGUUCCACCACCGUCAAAUCGCUGCCGCUCACUUCGGAUCGCCGCCGACGACGACGACUAAUGGGAAGUUCGAUGCGUCGUUCUUGGCGAGGCAAACGCAGCCGCAGCAGACGCUUCAGAGAAUGUCUACGCCAAUGUUGCAUAGUCCGGUUAGUAAUUACGUUGAGGAUUUGGAAUCUGCAAACGCUAAUGGAGGUAGAGCAGUCUUGACUUUGUUCCCUACUCGAGACGAUUAAAAUUUGGAAUUGGAUUCAUCUUGGUAAUAAAUAAGCUCUGCUGAUCAGUGUAGUCCAAGUACAAGCUGUUGCUGGCACACACUUUUGUGACCCAUCCAAUUUGAUUCUUUAAUUGUUCAAAAUGUAUCAUCUGCAGUCUUCAGGAACAUUGAGUUGAGACAGGUUCUAUGCAGUCUUUAUGUCUUCCGUGUGAACCAGCUCUUUUCAGGUCAUUAACUUGCUUAACUCUUGUAGCUUCUGCUUUAUGAUUCUUGUAAAGACGAGCUCUUGUAAACACACCCAAGGUUGAAGUAAUAAUAAUAAUCAUCCAUCUUGAUUAGAAAAAUUUACUUGACAAUGUUAUUUGUUUCCCAUUUUCUUGCCUUUUGUAUCAUUUUAGAUUUGUUCUUGUGGCACUGAAUCCUCAUAAAAAGUAACAUUGCAGCUA
Messenger RNA from Raphanus sativus (radish), 1432 nucleotides. RefSeq names its product transcription factor MYBC1. Gene Ontology annotation, biological process: regulation of DNA-templated transcription. The record is from RefSeq and is a predicted model, not a curated record. Gene Ontology annotation, molecular function: DNA-binding transcription factor activity; DNA binding. Gene Ontology annotation, cellular component: nucleus. The transcript has a single exon. NCBI's taxonomy places the organism in Eukaryota, Viridiplantae, Streptophyta, Magnoliopsida, Brassicales, Brassicaceae. Bases 130 to 1005 code for a protein of 291 amino acids.